AUGGGGCCUGUGGAAGAGAUGGAUACCGGAGCCGAAGGCGACGGUGAAUCGGUCGCUGAGGAUAAAAGCGAAACUGGUAUCAGGACGGGGAAAAAACGGGAGCGAAACUCUCCAGAUCCGAGGGACAGCCAAGUCAAGAAGAAGAAAGACUUGAAACAAAGCCCGCCACAAGUACCAGCAGCGCAAAACAUCGAAAAGAAGAAGGCGUCUGCUUGGCAAACAGUUCUGUCAAGGAAGGAACGCAAGAAGCAGAGGAAAGAUCAGCUCCCAAAAGAGCCCCGACCGGAACCUAAGCGGAAAAAACCGCGAAAAGUUACGAGACCGGAUGCAUUGAUCAUUCGACCUGUCGAGAAGGCAAAUUAUGCCGAGAUACUGCGCCGAAUAAAAAAGGAUGUCCCUGACGAGCAGGUCUGCAAUACGGUUGAUAAGAUCCGUAAGACCAGAGACGGAAAUAUGCUCAUAACGCUCUCUAGAAGGAGCACUGACAAAGGACAGGCCCUGCAGAAGACAAUCGCGAGCAUCCUCAAAGAGGAAGCUGAAGUCAUCAGUAAGUGCCCACAAGAGCAACUAGAGAUCCGAGACCUCGAUGAUACAACGACCACAGAUGACGUAUUGGCGGCAUUACAAAAGGCAGCUGGAGAUAGCUAUAAGAUACCAAUAGGAGCUAUCAAAAUCAGACCGGCCUACAGAGGCACAAAAUCAGCGCUUGUGACACUACCAACAGCAACAGCGCAGACAGUACUCGGAGAAAGGGGCAAGAUCAAGAUCGGCUGGGUAAACUGUCGGGUCAGAGCGGUGAAGAGGCCUCAGCCAUGUUUCAAGUGCUGGCACUACGGACACGUUGCUGCUCAGUGUAUAAGUGAAGUGAAUCGAUCGAAGUUGUGCAUCAAGUGCGGACAAGCAGAUCAUCAAGUAGCUAAAUGCCCAAAUAAGGCGAAGUGCAUGCUAUGUGCUGAAAAACCCAGCUCAACGGAUAUUACUCACCGGGCUGGCUCCAGUCAAUGCCCCAUCUUCCAAGAAGCACUUCAGAAGAUUACAAAUAAGAGAGCAUGA
Messenger RNA from Chelonus insularis, 1053 nucleotides. RefSeq lists its product as uncharacterized. Bases 1 to 1053 code for a protein of 350 amino acids. Gene Ontology annotation, molecular function: zinc ion binding; nucleic acid binding. Lineage: Eukaryota; Metazoa; Arthropoda; Insecta; Hymenoptera; Braconidae. The transcript has a single exon. The record is from RefSeq and is a predicted model, not a curated record.